AUGAAGAACUCCACUAGCAUCAAUUAUCAGCCGUAUAUUGCAGCUCCUCAAGGUUACGCAAUACGUUCCAAAUUGGAUGGUCUCUUGGGCAAUCCGACAUUGCUAACGCAGGUGGCAAGUGACGUGUUCGUGUUGAAUACCAAAAGUGAACCGGAAAAAUCAGCGGUAGACGUGAGCCCGCCAAAUGAACGGCCAUUUCCCGGUCAUCCUUAUCCGGUCGACCCAGCCGAUGUAUGCUUGGAAUAUGCCUUGCUAGCAAUCGGAUUUUGCGUGUUGACAGUCAGAUACGCAGGUCCUUUCUAUUUUGCCAGCCGUCCGUUUGCACUGCUGUUUUCCGCAUACACCGCAACUAGCGGCCUGUUUCUGCUAAUCGAUUCAGCAACUAUGGACGUGUUGUACAAACUUGCCGUUGUUGGGGUCCGUGAACCUGGAGGAGCUAUCCUACUUGAUCUUGGGGAAGUGGACAAAACAUUCUCUCCAUUCUACUGCUUGAUUCUGAGUGCAUCAGCUUGGCCUGUCAUUCUUAUUAAUCUGAUGGCAGUCUAUGCUUACGGUGAAUCCCAGUUUGACCGAGCCAUAUCAAAUUAUAGCCAGUUGUUGACCUCCGGUGAUCUGCCGGUUCCAUGUACGUAUCGCCCCGGGACCAUUAGCAAACCAAACUGCAAUGGAACGAUUGCUGUCGCCGACUGUUUGACGAAUAACGCGCAGGAUUUGACCAACAUAUCUUUUGGAACAGACAACCAUCUGAUUGACGUCCAAGGAGAAGGAAAUUCUCAUGAAACGAUCCAUGGACUCCCAAUAACUCUUGCAGUCACAACGAAACUCUGGCGCCCACCACCACCGCCAACAUCUGGACGAGCUUCUCGUAUGGCGAAACGAAUAAACACACCCAUUCCCGGACAGUACACCUCAAACGGAAGUGAAGCGUCUGGUACAAUCAAGCGCAAUCAUGCACAGCUCAAUGGAACCGGGAGUGCGGAUCUCACGGAAUCCGUACACACGCUAACAGAGCUCAGUGGCCCCGGUAAAACCACGUCCGCCAGACGAUCCUACUUUGCUCUGUUGUUAGUUGCAGCUUGCUGUUUCUCUUGGUUGCUUGUAAGCCGCAUCUGCCUGGCUGGACCAAUCCUCAGAUGUUAUUGGAAGACCGGCCUGUCAAUCACCCUGACAAAUAUUCUUAUGACGGCAUUCUAUCUGAUUUGCUGGCUCCUUGUGUGGUUUGGCCUCGGUGUAAAGAAUGCAUGGCGAUUUCGUCUGUUGCAUACAGUACAUCCAGGUCUCGAAAUAUCAAAUCGGUUUGAAACCAACAGAAAAGAUACUAGUGCGUUCUCUUACCCCCAAGAAGGAACUCUAUUACCGAUACCUACGGGGUACCCUACAAUUUGGCCAUAUGUUACCUACGCACCCUGGCUGACGAAUGGUAGCCACAACAACAUGACGGGAGGUUUACCAGUGUCAAAUCCCAAUGAAGAAAACACGCCGAUCGCCAAUGGUAACAUGAAUAUCAUUCCUGAGACAGGUAGUGGGGGUGACUCUCUCUACGGCUGCUUCGCUGAUGUCAAUCAUCCCACAGAGCCAGGAUCGAUGGUGGGCGGAGACCAGUUUCAUGGACAGAUGCCUGGGAUUGGCUUACGCGUUGGCCCACCAACACUCUCAGAUGAAUCAGAUGGCGUCCCAGCUCCCACUGAAAGGCCUAGAACAGAUUUAGGCUAUGUUCAAACCCUUGCAGCCUCUGAAAGUUUUCCCGUAGGGCUGACGAAAUCCAAAAGCUUUCAGCUUUCGUCCCAACGCUCCUUUAGUCCCAACCCGUUCAAUAUUCCUGGUGAUGUGAGCUCCCGUGAAACAUCACCCGUGGAAAUGAUGAAUAUGUAUACCAACGGUUCUAGAAUAAAAAGCCAGAGGAUUUCUGCGGCACAGAAUAUGCUCUUGAAAUCAAAUAAUAGACAUGCAGAUGGCUUGGAACCGACCUAUGCAACAUUAGCCUCGCUUUCGAAACCAGUUAGGCCGCCAUCGAUCAGUUCGCAGCUUCCUGACUCAAGGGAAAUCUCACCCCCUGUGCCACUGAAUCGUAACCUUUCGUGUCGUAGGAAUGGCUCCCGGGUUACAUUUAAAGAAAACGAGAGUGAUAACUACAGAAACCAGCCAGAUGCUGCAACCGGCAGUAGUGACAGUGGAGUGUAUACAAACGGUCAUGGAGGUGGACCACCAAUGAGUGAACGUCAACCACGAUGUGGGCGUCUCAAACCCGAGUCCUUGGCACCGUUUGCAAACCGUUCGAUUAUGGGGGCAAGGGGAAAUUCCGUCACCCCUACAGAACAUGGUUUUUACGGGGCAAAAGAUCACCGCAUGUUGGAGGUGGAAAUGCACGGCGAUGGGAACCAGUCUCCUUAUAUGGUCAACGGGCAGACUACACUAUCUUCAUCCAACGAUCAACUGUGCAGCCAAGUCUAA
Molecule: messenger RNA, 2451 nt
Organism: Opisthorchis viverrini
Lineage: Eukaryota; Metazoa; Platyhelminthes; Trematoda; Opisthorchiida; Opisthorchiidae
Exons: 2
Coding region: 1-2451 (816 amino acids)
Source: RefSeq, a predicted model, not a curated record